CUUACGAGUCUUCUCACUGUUAUCGCCUAUCUAUCAGCUGUGUACUCGAUCUAAUGUCAGGCUACACAUGGUGUUGCUUUGCAAAGACAUCACUGAUGUACAUUACUUCAGGUAUAUGAAUGAUGGGAAACUGCUAUCACAAAAACAACAGGGAUGGAAAGCAAGACGCACAAGGUCAAGAAGAAACAUUGUAUGCAAACGUGGCUGUUGGGGAGACACCUGUGAAUGAGGAUGUUUUGUACUCUACCAUUGAUCAUGUGGACCCUGCAAAUUCUAGAAAGACAGUGGAGAUGAGGGAUAACUGUGACUAUGCAGUUGUCAGUCUACCAUCUGUCAAAAAACGAAACAGCAGUAAUGAAGACUGUAAUGAAGAUUAUGUUCUAAUGGGUUAAAUCUAGAAUCCUAAUAUUGCAUGUUUGUAAAGUAUUUUAAUAUGAUGAAAUAUUCAACACCUGAAUGCAAUAGAUUUGUAAAUAGGCCUAUACCUAAACUUAUAUUUCAUUAUCUGGAAAAUUCUAUUUACUACUGUGCUACCUCAGCAAAACAGUAUGUGCAGCAUGAGGCUCUCUGUUUAGUUUUUACAAGCCAGCAGGAGUAGGCUGAACAUUUAAAGUGGAGCACUAUAAUCUGAGAGUUGACAAAAUGUUGUGUCGCAUGUUUUAACUUUCCUGAGUUGUAUACUGAUGACAUCUUGUGCCUUGGAUUUUUUUUCUGCAUACCAGUAAUGUAUGUACAAACUAUAUAAUGUUUACUAGCUAGUAUUAUAAGCUAUUAAAUAAUUUAAAAGUACUUUA
This is a messenger RNA of Polyodon spathula (Mississippi paddlefish), 794 nucleotides long. RefSeq lists its product as uncharacterized. Bases 120 to 392 code for a protein of 90 amino acids. The record is from RefSeq and is a predicted model, not a curated record. Lineage: Eukaryota; Metazoa; Chordata; Actinopteri; Acipenseriformes; Polyodontidae. The transcript has 4 exons.